UACCAUCACAUUGGAAUCGGGGUUUCAGCAUGUGAAUUUGAGGGGGACGCAAACAUUCAGUUCAUAAAUCCCCACCUUCCCUUCCCCAGUCAAACCCGUCGGGCUCCAGUACAUGUUGAGGGUUAUGGAUUGUUUCAGAAUUCUCCCAAAGACUUGUUUUCCUGGGCACAUGAUCUGAAACCAAGGAGGCUUAAGUAACACCUUAAUGAGCCAACCAGCCACUCAGUGUAUACUAUUUGUGACCGGUACUCCCUCCUGAGAUGGGGGUGGGCGGGGACUGCCCAUGCCCUGUACCUACCAGCGUGCUAUAAUAAAUUCUCCCCCCUCCCCCCUCCCCAUUUCCUUGGCUUCCUCUUGGCCUGGCACUGAUACGAGUUGGGCUCUGUGGUUACGGAAACAGCGGAUCACUCCUCUUCUUUGAGGAUAAGGAGCCAUGUGGGCUGAAACAAAGCUAGACCUGGGACCUGCCGGGGACUGAUGCAUUCGCCACCAACGGCCCCUCCCUCUGUCUUUCCACAUGACCUGCAAGUCCUGGUAGCAGUUGUCUGCAUUUUGAUCGUGUGGAUCUUUAAGAAUGGUGAUGGAAGCAGCAAGAGACGGAAGGGGGAGCCCAGAGCCAGGGCCGAGGUUCGUCCCUGGGUGGAUGAGGACCUAAAAGACAAUACUGAUCUCCACCAAGGGGAAGAAGAUGCCAAUGACUGGCAAGAGUCAGAGGAAGACGUCGAACAUAUUCCAUUCUCCCACACCCGGUAUCCUGAGAAGGAAAUGGUGAAGAGAUCCCAGGAAUUUUAUGCACUUCUCAGUAAAAGACGGUCUGUGAGAUUCAUAAGUAGUGAGCAAGUCCCCAUGGAAGUCAUUGAUAAUGUCAUCAAAACAGCAGGAACUGCCCCAAGUGGGGCCCACACGGAGCCCUGGACCUUUGUGGUUGUGAAGGACCCGGACGUGAAACAUAAGAUUCGGGAGAUCAUCGAGGAGGAGGAAGAAAUAAACUACUUGAAAAGGAUGGGACGCCAAUGGGUUACGGACCUGAAGAAACUGAGAACCAAUUGGGUUAAGGAGUACUUGGACACAGCACCUGUUCUGAUUCUGAUUUUCAAACAAGUACAUGGUGUUGCGGCAAGUGGCAAAAGAAAGGUCCACUACUACAAUGAGAUCAGUGUUUCCAUUGCUUGUGGCAUCCUCCUGGCUGCUCUUCAGCGGAGUUUCUAUUUGAGAGACACUUGGAAGCUGUUCAUCUAAAGUCGAACUCCUAAGACACGUAGCUUGGUGUGAAAAACACCCCUGGAAACCUGGUGCCACGUGCUAGAAUCCUCUUCUGGAAACAUCACUUGAGGCUCAGGAAAAUGGCCACUGCGUUUGCCUUCGUCUGUAACGACGCGAAGCUCCAAGGGUUUCGGCAGGCAUGCUGCCUUGCUGGGCUCGCUGUCGUCCGAGCCGGUGGCAUGAUUAAAAAGCUAUAAAGAGAAGGCUCUCCUAGAGCUCCUUCCCUGGAAAGUCGAGCUUACGUGGCCUUGCGCUGGAAAGACAUCUACGUGCUUUAAUAAACCAUUCCAUCUCUGCGGUAUGUGGGGUCGCUGGAGCAAUGCUAAGCAUGAAACAGAGCAGAUUGAGGUACACCUUUUACAGGAUUCAGUUCAUUCACUCAACUCCUUCUGUGUGGCAGGUCCGAGGGGAGGACGGAGGGCACCAGGGAGGUCUUGCCUCAUGAACUGUGCGUGCAUUCUGGCGGGGACUGGGGUCCUGGGGUAGAGAGAGACAGUGAGCACGUAAAAGAAACGAGGCAAACAAGAUGGUAAGUGAGAGUGAUCAUACUUCCAAACGACAAUCGAGUCCAAAAAACUACACGCUUCUUCACUAACUCGAAGCAAACUUUAUAUGGCGAAAAUACCUUGCAAAAUACAGUCGUGGCUAACACAAAAGAGGAAGAGGCUUUUAGAUUGCUUGAAAAGUUUACCUAGAGAAAGUGGCAUCUCACUUCUUCCUUAAUGCUGUGAGCAUGCAGAUAAAGGAAGUGAUGUGCAACAUCGGACCACGCGGACGCCCCGUUCAUUCAUUCAUCUGCCGGAAGAAGCAAACGGUUCAGAGAUUUUUGAGCUCUGAAUCAGCAGCCUUGUCACGUUAGUGUUGAGUUUGCUGCCCUCUAGCGUCGCCUCAGGCAUGAUUCUGAGCGUAGGUCCUAUUUGCGAGGGAGGAAAGAGGAAUCUUCCUGAUGCUCCCCAUCUGCACAGAUCGCAUAUCGACCGGACCAAAGAGCCUGUCCUGUAGGACUCUCAAAGGCAGUUCUAGAACUUCUGUCUGGCUCAGGCUUAGCGGUGACCCUCUGGGAAAUCAGAGGGGAGGGAGGUAGCUUGGGAAGCAUCUUGAAGCUGCAUGUGAUUUUUAUUAGGUGUUUAUUAUCCGGAGGGGUUCGUAGACAGGUUGAGGGAGUAAUGCCAGGCUACUGAGCCUCUGUCACUGGACGUAGGUAUUUUCGGCUGGGGUGGUCCUCCGCCUGCAUUGCUGGUUAUAUAAGCAUAGGAACUCCCUGUUGUUUGAGGGUAUACCCCUUCCUUGGGUAUAUUUGGACCCCCCAAAUUUCCUUCCAUGAAAUAACCAUUCCUGUGUCUUAACCAUCAAUGACAAAUAGGACGAGUAUUUUUCUUCUUCAAGAAGCUUCUUACUGUUGGGUUCAAAGAAUGUGGUGACUAGGGAGGUUGAGGAGAACAGGUGAGGUUUAAGGUCCACCUGCCCAAGCUGGCGGGCUCUUUGCUGCCCAGCUGCAGGGAAAUGAUGGGACAAGCAGGCCUAAUGGGGACCGGAAUGUCCCCAGGCCACAAGCAAAGUCGUGACUUCCACUGAGUUGACACUGUAUUCUCUCCCCUUCUG
Messenger RNA from Panthera uncia (snow leopard), 2865 nucleotides. It is a transcript of the gene IYD, whose product is annotated as iodotyrosine deiodinase. Gene Ontology annotation, biological process: thyroid hormone metabolic process. The transcript has 7 exons. The record is from RefSeq and is a predicted model, not a curated record. Bases 478 to 1239 code for a protein of 253 amino acids. Lineage: Eukaryota; Metazoa; Chordata; Mammalia; Carnivora; Felidae. Gene Ontology annotation, molecular function: oxidoreductase activity.